Triticum dicoccoides is the source of this 3047-nucleotide messenger RNA. RefSeq names its product kinesin-like protein KIN-14H. Lineage: Eukaryota; Viridiplantae; Streptophyta; Magnoliopsida; Poales; Poaceae. The transcript is spliced from 17 exons. Bases 337 to 2694 code for a protein of 785 amino acids. Gene Ontology annotation, biological process: microtubule-based movement. Gene Ontology annotation, molecular function: microtubule binding; ATP binding; microtubule motor activity. The record is from RefSeq and is a predicted model, not a curated record.
CCCCCCUCCUCCUCCCCCUCCCCCUCCGGCCUUCUCGCUCAGAUCCGGAAUACCUCCGGGGAGCUCGCUCGCUCGGCAGGCGAUCUCUUCCCCGAUCCGGCGGCGCGGCGUGGCCUGUCGGUCGGUCGGCGCUUCUAAGCCACGGGAGGUCGGGAGGGAAAGGGAUUCCGCUGCCUUCGAGCCCACUCCACCCUGCCCCCCCUCCCUCCGUCCCGAGAAAGCUCCCUUUCCCCCACCCACCUCCACCACUCCAUCACUGACGAGGAGAGGAGAGGAGAGACCGCUCACUCUCCGCUAGUAGUAGUAUUAACCCCUAAUCCGGCUAGUAAUAAUCCCAUGGCGUCCUCCCUCACGCCGCGCAGCCCACACCAGAAGAAGGAGAACCUGGGGAGCCUGCGGCGCGGGAUGGGGUACAACGCGCCGCCGCGCCGCAACGUCCUCUCGGCAAUCAACAACGGCGGCGGGGCGAACAGCGAGCCGGCGCCGUCGGAGGCCGGGUCCGAGGCGCCCGCCUUCGAGUUCAGCGGGAGGGAGGAUGUCGACCGCCUGCUCAACGAGAAGAUGAAGGGCAAAUCCAAGAACGACUACAAGGGGCGGACGGAGCAGAUGAGCGAGUACAUCAAGCGGCUGAGGGCCUGCAUCCGGUGGCUGGUGGAGCUGGAAGACGGCUACUUGGCCGAGCAGGAGAAGCUUCGGGGGCAGAUAGAUUCAGACAAUGCUCGUCACGCAGAGUUUGAGGCUCAGCUCAGUGGUGCGCUUGAAGAGUUGAAAGCGGCAAACUUGGAAAUGACAACACGGUGUGACUCACUGGAGGAGAGCUUGAACAAGGAGAAGGCCGCCAGGCUGCUUGCUGUGGAGUCCUAUGAGAAGGAAAGAGAAGAAAGGGAAUCAGCCGAGGCUUCACGGGAUGUACUGACGGUCGAUCUUGAAAGGGUCACUCAUGAGGCUAAACGGUUUAGUGAGCAGCUAAAAAUGGUCCAAGACACCAACAAAAGACUUCAGGAAUACAACUCCAGCUUGCAGCAAUACAACAGUAAUCUUCAAGCUGAUACAUCAAAGAAUGGAGAAAUCAUCUCGAAGCUGCAAAGGGAGAAGAGUGCAAUGAUGGAAGCCAUGACUAAUCUGAAAGAUCUUAACAACUCAAUGAAGAACCAGUUGGAUUCUUCCAUGUCCUCCCAGAAAGAAGCAAUUAGAGUGAAAGAAGAACUUAGAAAAGAAGUAGAGUGCCUCAGAGCUGAUUUACAGCAAGUUAGAGAAGACCGUGAUCAGUCUGUUGCUCAACUGAAUACCUUGACCGCUGAACUGGCCACUUACAGCGAACAGGCUAGAAAGUCUUCGAAAGACUCUGAACUUUUGAGAAUAAAAGCGGCAGCCUUUGAGGAAACGUGCAGUUCACAGCAAGAACAAAUUGAAACAUUGCAGAAGCAGCUUGCAGUUGCAACAGAGAAGCUGAAGCAUGCUGAUGUGACUGCAAUUGAGGCGAUGACAGGAUAUGAAACACAGAAAGAGACAAUUAAAGAUCUGGAAGAGCGCUUGGCAUAUGCAGAGUUUCAAAUCAUUGAAGCUGAUAAGCUACGAAAGAAGCUGCAUAACACCAUCUUGGAACUAAAAGGCAAUAUCAGAGUAUUUUGUAGGGUUCGGCCCUUUCUGUCGGACUCUGAUUCUAAUGGUCAGGAAGAAGCCAUUAUUUCUUAUCCAUCAUCCGUGGAAAAUGCUGGGCGUGGUAUUGAUUUGUUGAAUCAAGGUCAGAAAUGUUCUUUUUCAUAUGACAAGGUUUUCGAUCACAGCGCUUCGCAAGAUGAUGUGUUUGUGGAAAUGUCACAGCUAGUUCAAAGUGCGCUUGAUGGAUACAAGGUAUGCAUAUUUGCAUAUGGUCAAACAGGCUCAGGUAAAACUUAUACAAUGAUGGGUAAGCCAGGCCGUGAUCAGAAAGGUAUCAUACCUCGAUCUUUGGAGCAAAUUUUCAAGACCAGUCAGUCGCUAGAAUCUCAAGGAUGGAAGUAUUGUAUGCAGGCAUCAAUGUUGGAAAUAUACAAUGAGACAAUUCGUGACUUGUUAGCACCUGGCCGCUCCAGUAGUGAGAUGGCUGGCGGUAAACAAUACACAAUAAAGCAUGAUUCCCAGGGAAACACAACAGUCUCCGAUCUUACAACUACUAAUGUGUUCAGCACUGCUGAUGUGACAUCUCUUCUAGAGAAAGCAUCCCAUAGCAGGUCUGUAGGUAAGACCCAAAUGAAUGAGCAAUCUUCCCGCAGCCAUUUUGUCUUCACACUGAAGAUAUUUGGAUCAAAUGAGAGCACAGGCCAACAAGUACAAGGUGUGCUGAACUUGAUUGAUUUGGCCGGGAGUGAGCGGCUUACUAAAAGUGGCGCAACAGGCGAUCGCUUGAAGGAAACUCAGGCCAUCAACAAGAGCCUGUCAGCUCUCAGCGAUGUUAUCUUUGCGAUUGCCAAAAAUGAUGACCAUGUACCCUUCAGGAACUCGAAGCUUACAUACCUCUUGCAGCCUUGCCUUGGCGGGGACUCGAAGACGCUCAUGUUCGUCAACGUCUCGCCCGAGGCGUCCUCGGCCGGGGAGACUCUCUGUUCCCUGCGGUUCGCGUCGAGGGUGAAUGCGUGCGAGAUUGGGGUGGCGAGACGGCAGACACAGUCCAAGUCCUCCUCAGAUAACAGUAACAGGUUGAGUUACGGGUGAACUAUGUCCUGCCUGUCAACGGCCAUCGUGACCUGAUGAUACUGCCUACAUAACGAGCUAAGCUAGCAGCUCUGUGGGCCGACUUGGCCACGAGCGUGCUAGCGACGCGGCGCGGCUGGCCUCUGGUAUUAGCAACAUGUACAGUCAGUAGGGAGAGUGGCAGAGCAUGCGCUGUGUGGCAUUGAGAGCAGGAGAGAACCUCUGCUUCCUGCCACGAUGAUUCGUCUUCUGUUUGUAGUAGCUGAUUGAUUUGAGAUUUAUUGAGUAAUGUUAACUGGCGCUAUAUUCUUUCUGUGUGACUUCAAGAACGAAUCCAUGUGCUGAUAAUAUGAUUGUGCGUCCAUCAGUGUGUC